Messenger RNA from Nicotiana tabacum (common tobacco), 1536 nucleotides. RefSeq names its product serine/threonine-protein kinase SAPK2. The record is from RefSeq and is a predicted model, not a curated record. Gene Ontology annotation, molecular function: protein serine/threonine kinase activity; ATP binding. Lineage: Eukaryota; Viridiplantae; Streptophyta; Magnoliopsida; Solanales; Solanaceae. Gene Ontology annotation, biological process: protein phosphorylation.
UACCGACAAAGAAAGUUGUCUUCUCAUCUUGUCUACUCUAUUCUUUGUUUCGUUAUCAACUCUUACCACGUGUAUAUCCAUAUCUCUUUCACUUCAAUCCCCGAAACUCAAACCUUUAACCGCAGUAAUAAAGUAAAAACUUACAAAACACGCUUCUCUUUCUUGUCUUCUUCUUACCCACUGAGCUGACCUGAUAGUGAUGACAAUAGUUAGUUAAUUUAUGAAAACUUAACCUCUGAAAAUUUUGAACCUCCUUUUCUCUUACCUUUGAAUUUUAUCAAUUCAGUAAGCCAAUAUACGCAAGGCAUUUGAGAAAAAGUUUGAUUUUUUCUGAAUUCUGAAGAAUCUGAGAUUAAACCCCUUUUCCCUUUUUAAAUUUUAUAUUUUUUCCCUUGAUUAUGGAGCGUUAUGAGAUAGUAAAGGAGUUGGGUUCUGGUAAUUUUGGGGUAGCCAAGCUUGUUAGUGACAAGAAAACCAAAGAGCUCUUUGCUGUCAAAUUUAUUGAAAGAGGCCAAAAGAUAGAUGAACAUGUGCAAAGGGAAAUUAUGAAUCACAGAUCAUUGAAACAUCCAAAUAUAGUCAGAUUUAAAGAGGUCUUGCUGACACCGACUCAUCUAGCAAUAGUAAUGGAGUAUGCUUCCGGAGGAGAACUCUUUGCAAGGAUCUGUAAUGCUGGAAAAUUUAAUGAAGAUGAGGCAAGGUUCUUCUUUCAACAACUGAUAUCAGGGGUUAGCUACUGCCAUUUCAUGCAAAUCUGUCAUAGAGAUCUCAAAUUGGAAAACACUUUACUCGAUGGAAGUGCUGCACCACGUGUCAAAAUAUGCGAUUUUGGGUACUCCAAGUCAACUGUCUUUCAUUCUCAACCUAAGUCCACUGUAGGGACGCCUGCUUAUGUAGCACCAGAGAUCCUAACAAAGAAAGAAUAUGAUGGGAAGCUUGCAGAUGUUUGGUCAUGUGGAGUCACCUUAUAUGUAAUGUUAGUUGGAGCUUAUCCAUUUCAAGACUCAAGCGAUCCAAAAAACAUUACAAAGACUAUUGCUAAAAUACUAAGUGUCCGCUACUCAAUCCCCGAACAAGUCCAAAUUUCCCUUGAAUGCCGCCAUCUCUUAUCCAGGAUUUUUGUGGCAGACCCUGAAAAGAGAAUAACCAUUCCUGAAAUUAAAAAGCAUCCCUGGUUUUUAAAGAACUUGCCAGUGGAACUGAUGGAAGGAGGAAGUUACCAAUGCGUCGAUGUAAAUAACCCCUCCCAAAGUAUGGACGAAGUUCUGGCAAUAAUACAAGAGGCUAGAGUUCCUUUGCAGGUACCAAAGGGUGGAACCAAUUCUUUUUGGGGCAGCAUGGAACUUGAUGAAUUAGAUGAAGCUGAUAUUGAAGAUAUAAUUGAAAAUAGUGGCGAUUUUGUUGGUCAAUUGUGAUGUAAGUACACAGUAACAUAAUUACCAAAAGGGUGAACGUGUAGUGUGCUGUAUUAUCCAGAAUUGACUCUCAGAGUUCACCCUAUAAUUUGCUGAUAUUUUAUAUGUUUGACUUGGUAAA